UUUUUUUGUCAGUGCAAACGAAAGUAUGAAACGGAUUUCUGCUGGAUUGCUCAAGUGAACCUUUGGAACGGGGUUCAACCCAAAGAGCUGGCAGCCAUAAAAAAAUAGAUGAUGUCUGGAGGAAUAGUUCCUGGUCUGUGGCUGCUGCUGCUUCCUCUCCAAGUCACCGCGCAUCUGUUCCCCAUGCUUGACAAUCCUCUGGAGGUGAUGGACGGUGACGUCAGGCUCGUGGGCUCCGGCAAAGCCUCCGAGGGCCGAGUGGAGAUCUACCAUGACGGACAGUGGGGGACGGUGUGUGACGACGGCUGGGACAUGGCCGACGCUCAGGUUGUGUGUCGCCAGCUCAACUUCCCCGGAGCCAAAUUUGUUUUCAAUCGUAACAACUUCAAAAAAGCUACUGGACCUAUCUGGCUGGAUGAGGUCAAAUGUGAAGGCUCGGAACACAAUCUGAUCUCUUGUGGGCGGAAGGAGUGGGGUGUGACCGACUGUACCCACAAAGAGGAUGCAGCCAUCGCCUGUGAAGUGAAUGGAAACCUGAACGAAACUUCGCGCUGGCUGGAUCACAGCAUCCAGUUAUCCAGCGACCUCGGCGAGCUCUUCGACAGCAGGGCCCUGUGCGACCUACAGAUCGUGGUCCAAAGUCCUACCGCGGUCAGGAGUGCGGACGGCUCCUUUGAGAUGGUCUCUGAAACCAUCUGUGCCCACAAGUCCAUCCUGUGGAAGUACCCGGCCUUCAGGUUGGCGGACGGAGAGAGCGAAAUCGCUGUCAACGUCAGCCAUUCCUGCCAACCCUACUUCACUGCUUUCAUCAGGUACCUCUACACCGGCAAAGUGGAGGUGAACUACUCCUCAGCGCAGUGCUUCCACUGGAUCGCGUCUAAAUUUCACGUGAAAUCAUUGCUGGAGUCGAGCAGUCUUUUCGCCGGACUUCUGACUGAGGACAGCUCAUUUCACAGCCAGGUGGCCCUGUAUAGUUACGCAGUAGAAACCAGCGACUUGGUUCUUCAGGAGAACUGCCUUCAAUAUCUGGCCUGGAACAUCGAGAACUUGGCCAAUUCCUCAGCUUGGCCCACUCUUUCCCUGGAGGUCAUCAAGUCUCUCCUGCUGCGCUCAGACCUGGUCCUGAAUAAUGAGUAUUCUCUUCUUCAGUCAGUGGAGAGGUGGAUUCUCGCCAGCAACUCCUCUCUGGAAAGCCAGGCCGACCUCUUGAGUCACAUUCGCUUCCCGAUGAUCCCAGUCGAGAUGCUCUACAAGCUGGAGUUUAACAACACGGUUUAUGAGACACACAAAGAUGUCUAUCGUAGCAAAAUCCUGAAGGCCUUGCUUUUCCAUGUCCUGCCCAUCACUACUCUCGAGAGUCACCCAGACUUCAAUAAAAAUGAUGUCGAUUACCACUUCAGGAUCUACACUGAACGCCCAUGGAGCAGAGAGGUGCGUCUCGGACAGGGCAUCAACUAUAACUACUAUGAUGGUAGCUACAGAGGCAGUUACUCUGAUAGUUUGAUCUGUCCAGCUCACAGCCCCACGGUCUUGAAGAAAGACCUGAUGAGAUGGAGCGUUUACGUCUUCACCGAAGUGUAUCAUUGUUCAAACUACGGCUUCAACUGUGACUCCGUCCCUGUGGCGGUGUUCACACCUCAAAACACAAACCACAAAAUUGUCUACCACAACCGGCUCCUGGUGUACUGUGAAUCCAAGUUCCUGUCACACAUUCAGGAGUUCAAAGACGGCCUGGCUUACUGGUCCCAUACCAGCACCAUGUCCUACCCCUGUCCCACCAAACAGUUCUCCUUUCGCUUUGUGGUGCGGCCACUAGCAGGGACAUGUAAGAGCGAAGGUAGAGCGGGUUUUGAUCCGGAAGCGCUGACUGAGCAAAAAAAAAAGAUGAUGUCUGGAGGAAUAGUUCCUGGUCUGUGGCUGCUGCUGCUUCCUCUCCAAGUCACCGCGCAUCUGUUCCCCAUGCUUGACAAUCCUCUGGAGGUGAUGGACGGUGACGUCAGGCUCGUGGGCUCCGGCAAAGCCUCCGAGGGCCGAGUGGAGAUCUACCAUAACGGACAGUGGGGGACGGUGUGUGACGACGGCUGGGACAUGGCCGACGCUCAGGUUGUGUGUCGCCAGCUCAACUUCCCCGGAGCCAAAUUUGUUUUCAAUCGUAACAACUUCAAAAAAGCUACUGGACCUAUCUGGCUGGAUGAGGUCAAAUGUGAAGGCUCGGAACACAAUCUCAUCUCUUGUGGGCGGAAGGAGUGGGGUGUGACCGACUGUACCCACAAAGAGGAUGCAGCCAUCGCCUGUGAAGUGAAUGGAAACCUGAACGAAACUUCGCACUGGCUGGAUCACAGCAUCCAGUUAUCCAGCGACCUCGGCGAGCUCUUCGACAGCAGGGCCCUGUGCGACCUACAGAUCGUGGUCCAAAGUCCUACCGCGGUCAGGAGUGCGGACGGCUCCUUUGAGAUGGUCUCUGAAACCAUCUGUGCCCACAAGUCCAUCCUGUGGAAGUACCCGGCCUUCAGGUUGGCGGACGGAGAGAGCGAAAUCGCUGUCAACGUCAGCCAUUCCUGCCAACCCUACUUCACUGCUUUCAUCAGGUACCUCUACACCGGCAAAGUGGAGGUGAACUACUCCUCAGCGCAGUGCUUCCACUGGAUCGCGUCUAAAUUUCACGUGAAAUCAUUGAUGGAGGCGAGCAGUCGUCUUUUCACCGGACUUCUGACUGAGGACAGCUCAUUUCACAGCCAGGUGGCCCUGUAUAGUUACGCAGUAGAAACCAGCGACUUGGUUCUUCAGGAGAACUGCCUUCAAUAUCUGGCCUGGAACAUCGAGAACUUGGCCAAUUCCCCAGCUUGGCCCACUCUUUCCCUGGAGGUCAUCAAGUCUCUCCUGCUGCGCUCAGACCUGGUCCUGAAUAAUGAGUAUUCUCUUCUUCAGUCAGUGGAGAGGUGGAUUCUCGCCAGCAACUCCUCUCUGGAAAGCCAGGCCGACCUCUUGAGUCACAUUCGCUUCCCGAUGAUCCCAGUCGAGAUGCUCUACAAGCUGGAGUUUAACAACACGGUUUAUGAGACACACAAAGAUGUCUAUCGUAGCAAAAUCCUGAAGGCCUUGCUUUUCCAUGUCCUGCCCAUCACUAGUCUCGAGAGUCACCCAGACUUCAAUAAAAAUGAUGUCGAUUACCACUUCAGGAUCUACACUGGACGCCCAUGGAGCAGAGAGGUGCGUCUGGGACAGGGCAGCAGCUAUGGCAACUAUGGAAACCUCUUUGGAGUCAACUAUGACGGCAGCAAUGGCGGCAGCUAUGGCGGCAGCUAUGGCGGCAGUAGCUAUGGCGGCAGUAGCUAUGGCGGCAGUAGCUAUGGUAGCAGCUAUGCCAGCAUGCGUGGAAGCGGCAGAUCGGGAAGCAGGGUUGCAAGCAGUAGCCGCCGCUUUUACCCCACCAGUGCUCCUAAGUACAGCUCCAACAUUUUUACCUGUCCAGCUCACAGCACCAUGGUCUUGAAGAACGACAUGCUGAGCUGGAGCACCAAUUUCCUCACCCGAGUUCAAGAUUGUCCAAACUACGGCUUCAGCUGUGACUCCGCCCCUGUGGCGGUGUUCAAACCUCAAAACACAAACCACGAAAUUGUCUACCACAACCGGCUCCUGGUGUACUGUGAAUCCAAGUUCCUGUCACACAUUCAGGAGUUCAAAGACGGCCUGGCUUACUGGUCCCAGAACAGCACCAUGUCCUACCCCUGUCCCACCAAACAGUUCUCCUUUCGCUUUGCUGUGCGGCCACUGUAUGUCUGACCCCACGGCAGCGCCACUUCUUUAUCCAGCUUGCAUCAACAUUUUGCUUGAGAACGUACAACUCAAAUCAGUUCUAUGAGCUUGUCGUCUUUUCAUUUCUAUAUCAGAAAAUGAUUUCUACUGUUGAUUUUACAAGUAUGAAUGAAAAUAAACUGCGAGCACAUUCCCAUUGCUUCCAUCUCUUUGCA
Synchiropus splendidus (mandarinfish) is the source of this 3971-nucleotide messenger RNA. RefSeq lists its product as uncharacterized. Lineage: Eukaryota; Metazoa; Chordata; Actinopteri; Syngnathiformes; Callionymidae. The transcript is spliced from 12 exons. Gene Ontology annotation, molecular function: protein binding. Gene Ontology annotation, cellular component: membrane. The record is from RefSeq and is a predicted model, not a curated record. Bases 109 to 3783 code for a protein of 1224 amino acids.